This is a messenger RNA of Aspergillus calidoustus, 2625 nucleotides long. NCBI's taxonomy places the organism in Eukaryota, Fungi, Ascomycota, Eurotiomycetes, Eurotiales, Aspergillaceae. The record is from the annotation of a GenBank genome assembly.
AUGGAGCAUUCCGAUCGGAGUUCGUCGGGAGCCAGUUCGCAUGCAAGAAGCCACGCCAUGAACCACACCGAUUCGAUGGUGACUGUACCACUCUCCUCGAAUUCAGAAGACACACAGCCCGAAUGGCGAACACUCGAAAUCCCCCAGACGCCGGUCGAUUCCACCGCUUACGCAGACGAUGAGACUGACCCAAAGGCCACACCGACCUCCGCAAAACCCGAUCUGCAAUCGGAACUUGCCCGUUCCCGAAUCAGCGAAGAUGUCGACAGAACAGAAGGCGAUGGCGUGGAUUGGGAAGAGCUGGAAAAGACAGAGGAACAAGAACCUCGCAUGGAGGGAUCAGAUGAGACAACUGCCCUUUUGUUAGCUCGCCUGGAGCAAGAGAAUAACGCCCUGGCUACAAACCCAAAAUCCGGUCUCGCGAAGGUGGCGGAGAAGCAGAAGCAGCAGCGUGUCUCGCGGUCUCAAUCUCUCCACCAGAUCAAGCGAUUGAUCAAUGAGGAUUCGCGAUCUUCGCUCCGAUACUCUCAGCUUCAACCUCCGCCGAUGACAGAACUCGAAUUCUGGGCUGCACUCGUAGCAGACUAUCCCCAAACAGUACAGCGACUUCCGACCCUGACGUCGAAUAAGAUCAGAGGGGGAAUCCCGCCACCCUUGCGAGGUGUGGUCUGGCCGAGCUUGUCCGGAGCCCGGGACCCGUCGCUCUUGACCGAGUACCAGGGACUCUGCGGCGAGACCAGCCCAUAUGAGGGAUUGAUCGGGAAGGACAUCGGUCGUAGCUUUCCCAACGUAGAGAUGUUCCGCGAUCCCAAUGGUGAAGGACAACAGAUGCUUGCCAGGGUGCUGAAAUGCUUUAGUCUUUACGACACAAAGAUCGGGUACUGCCAAGGCUUAGGCUUCGUGGUUGGCCCUUUGUUGAUGCACAUGUCUGACGCGGAAGCAUUCUGUGUGCUCGUACGACUUAUGGAUCACUAUGAUCUAAGGACCUGCUAUCUUCCGGAUCUGUCGGGCCUGCAUCUCCGCGUCUAUCAAUUCCAGAAUCUCCUCUCCCGUCUCCGGCCCGCCCUAUUCGAGCACCUCGAGACACUCGGCGUUGAACCUGUCUACGUCUCUCAGUGGUUCUUGUCGUUCUUCGCUGUUUCGUGCCCUCUCCCGAUGCUUCUCCGCAUCUUCGAUGUGAUUUUCCUGGAAGGUGCUUGUGAAACUCUGAUGCGUGUCGCCCUGUCGUUGAUGCAGCGCAACGAAAAGCGCAUUCUGGGCUGCUCAGAGUUCGAAGACGUCAUGCAGUUAUUGCUGUCCCGGAGUCUCUGGGAUACAUACGCCUUUGAUGCAGAUGACUUUGUCAACGACUUUGUCUCGUUGACCUCGCUUGUGACCAAGGACUGUCUGCAAGCCCUGGAGGCUAGCUACAACCAGUCGCAAGGAGUCCCGACAGGCAUUUCCUUUCCUCAAAUGCAAGCUGCGGCAUCUCGAUUCCUGGGCCGGUUCUGGGCAGGAUCGCACAACUCCGUGAGGUCGAGCAACCUCAACCCCAACCAAGCCAGCUCCACGAACAACCUUCGUCGCUCAACAUCGAAACAAAGCAUGGCGUCAACACUCAAUUCGGUUGAAUCCGCCUCCGACGCUAGUACCGCACCCACCGAACUGUCCGUGGAAGGUCAAAAGUCGCGCACGAAAUCCACCAUAUCCCAGAACAAAGAUCGCGACUUGCACAGUCAGAUUGAAGAUUUGCUCAUGGCACUCAGCGACCUGCAGCGCCAACACGCAGAUCUCACCCGAGAGCUGCAACAGGAGCGAGAAGAGCGCGAGGAAGACCAAGCCCUCGCGAGAUCAAUGAUCGAAUACAUCAGAGAAUCCAGCGGCGACUCCGCACCCGCCGAACUGCUCAGCAAAGCCGAAGAGCGCUUCGCAGCCGCAGAUUCCAGCAAACACGUCUCUUUGGACCAAACGAAACACCAACUUCGCGAGGACGUUGACCGAUGGAAGAACAUGUACUCUGUCGAAGCCGGCCGCUCCCUCGACCUCACGCGCCGAAUCGACGAGCACGAGCAGGAAAACUCUUCGCUUCGCGAACAACUCCGCGAAGCACGUGGCCGGAUCCAAGACGGCUACCGCGAGCGACAGCGCCUGGAGCGAACCGUGCGCGACCUCCGCGCCAUCAAAACACCUACCCCUGACACAACCCCAGAGAGCUCACCGACCAGUGACACCGCCGAAAAUUUGAGCCCCGGCGGCCUCCGCGAACUCAAGCUCGGCCGCUCGGCAUCCCAAAAGAGCCAAAAGCCGACAUUCAACAAGCGAUCGAGCAGCCUCGGCCUGCAGUCUGUGCUCGCAACGCAAGAUAACCAACCGCCGGCAGAGGAGGCGCUGCUCCUGGAACUGGUGAAUGCGAAGACCGCGGAGGCUGUGGCGAAGCAGGAGCUGGAAGAGGUCAAGGCAAAGCUCGACUCGUUACGAAAAUUGGUUGGGGGAUCACAGCGUGGCGGGCUUUCGCGGAGUUCGACGUCAGACAAUCGGAACUCGUUGCUUGGAAUACCCUUGACACCUGGUGUGUCGAAGUCUCCGACUGAACCUCCGGCGGCGUCAGGAGGGUUCUUUAGUGGAUGGGGACGAAAGGAUUGUUGA